AUGGUGCCUCUGUACAUUACACUGGUCAACCUUCUGCUCAGCAGUGCUGCUGUUAGCGCGUCCGGUGUUGACGGACUGCACUCGCUCACAGUUCUGGCCCCAGGAGAAUCGCCAAAGCCCAACCCAUUGCCAAGCUCCAGCAGCCCGGCUUCAACAUCUCAGCUUCCUUCUCCAACUUCGCACUCUGAACCUCCAGCAACACAUACAGAGCAACCAACCAAGACCGAUGAGGAUCCCUGGGCAUUGACAACCGUCUUUACACAACCGACUGAUUGUCUGUACGGCAUUACGCAGUACGCUGGGUCGCUGUCCACGCUGGACUACUGGCUCAAUAUCCCAUUUCCUGCACCGGGCAUCACUCUGACAUCCUGUUUCCCCCCUGCUCUGGUGGCCAGCGUGACGGCCUCGGAGGAUCAGCCUCCGUACAAUCAGCUCGUUUGCCCGUACAAAUGGGAAUCGUUUGACUACAACUCAACCUAUAGGAUAUGCUGCCCUCCGGAUUUCGGCCUUUAUGCCCCCGGCAUUAUUAGCAGCAAUACAGUUCGGCCUGGUCUCGGCGCGUGGUGCACAUCGUGGGCAUGGCCUGGGACGCACGCUGCCUUGACUAGAUACUUUACGGACGGCCACUCGUCGGUGAUAGACACGAGGUUGGGGUCUUCGGAGAAUUGGCUGGUGCAGGCUACUGCUUUUGAUGGUUUUAUUUCUGGCAGCGGGCCGCAUCAUGCGUUACCAACAACAAAUGGACCCAAGCCGGCGAUUACUACUCCAAUGAUUACUACUACAACGAGCAGCGGCUUCGCGAUGCCAACGGGAACAGGCCCGACAGCGCUGGGCAUUUGUCUUCCAGUGCUAGCCAAUGCACUCUGGAUGGCUGUCAUAUAA
Molecule: messenger RNA, 882 nt
Organism: [Torrubiella] hemipterigena
Lineage: Eukaryota; Fungi; Ascomycota; Sordariomycetes; Hypocreales; Clavicipitaceae
Source: the annotation of a GenBank genome assembly